ACCGGAUGGGCCCAUGGCUAUUCAUCGUGCCUUGUACGGAGGUUUAAAAUACUUCCAUGAGAAAUUUCUAUCCAGAGUAGCCAUGACGUUAUCACAGCUGUGCAUAAUGUUGCCACCGUCAAAUUACUGGGCCACAGGCACUCAUGGAAACGAUCCAAGGUCAACCAACCUUGCGUACUCACGUAGUAGGUCCGAGCUGUCAACAAGUUCUUGCGAUCGUCACGCUGGUCGCCGUCUGUUUAUUAACGGUGCCAGCCCGAAAUUUGGAAAACCUAGCCUUCAACAUUCCAAAUCCUGGCAGUCCCCCUUUUGUCGCUAAUUCCUCGCGAAGUAGAAUUUGUGAAGCCUUUUUCAUUGCUUGUAGAAGUGACCUUCUCGUUCUUAUUCUACAAUCCAAAUCGUCUAUGGUACCAUGCCUGUCCAGCCAGCAGAGCAUAUUUCGUCUAGCACUGGCACUACUCGACACCCUGUCGAGUUUCAAUGCUGUAUAUCACAGGAUGGCACGCGUCGCAAACCAGCUGCAACUGCCAAAUCACUUCCCCCCUCUCAACUCGACACCAUUUCGCAGAAGGCUAAAUCACAGACAAUUUGUGACGGUCCUCUCCCCACUACUGCAAGGCUGAGCCGAGUAUUUUCUUUCCCUCAAUUGGGCACGAAUACCAACAAGUCAAGGAACAUUAUUCCAGUGAUCCCGACUCAAUCCGAUAGCAUUUUUGUCAGCAGUCGCAGUAAACGAUUGGUUCGACAUCCCUCGCGAAAUCCCUCGCGACAUUUAUCAUCAAUGUCAACUUUCGCUCAGACACCCUCCUCGCAGCAUGCUACCCCCUUCACUAGCACACUACCUCGAACACCUUCGAUGUGCGUUACGGACAUAGCAUCAAAGAGGCCCACAAAUAAAACAUCCUGUUCACUCCCAAUCUCUGUUGAAGAUGAAACGGACGAGGAAAGUGAUGAUACAGUUGCACGUUAUCGGAAAAUAAGGCAACUGCAAAUGGCCAGGUUGGCUAAACUGACUCGUCACUUGGGCGAGGAUAUUCCGCCGGAGUUGGUUUUAUCUUCCACUCUUCCAACAAAUAUACUCGAAUCCGGGAGUCUGGUAGAAAGCCUUUCAAUACAUUCAAGUAAGGACCACCGGAGAUGGCGGAGUUUGGACCCCACAGAAGACUCCCAAUCGACACCAGCACUUCCAAGCUCGUGCAAGCUAAGGAAGAGUAUGUCACUGCGUGACACACAAGGCGUUUUGCGACUGCAAACCCGCAGUGAGCAUGCCGUCAAUGUCAUAGACGGGAAGCUUCCGUAUGUUUUGCACCCUCCACAGACAGAGGGAGAUCUCCUUCAACAUUCACAACCCACAGGCUGUAUCGCGGCUUCCAUAUACGGACACAGUGAUGUUUAUCAUUCGUUGAUGUCGACUCCAAAUGCUCCCUAUGGUUCUCAGGAUUCUUUACAUCCACUUCCUCCUACAUUGUUACCCACCUCGACACCUAAGCGAUCGCAAUUUCAUGGGAACCCGGUCACGGCCGAGUCGACCCUUGACAAAAUCUCAAAUAUGGAGUGCAGAGAAAAAAAACCAGACAAGUUUCUUGGCGUCGGCAUCAACCCUGAGUCAAUAUCUCUAACAGAUCGAUCACUAUACCCAACCGACGUAGCAGUUGGCAUCCGUCACUCCUUAACACAAAUCCCCCCAUGCUCUCAGCUCGAAGUCAAGGUGCAAAUCAGCAAAAGGACUCGUUUCUGGCGGACGAAAUUCGGGAAGGAUGUGGUGGAUGUGGUGCAGAGCACUAAUCCUGGCGAUAUUGCGAAGCAGCUGAGGGAGAUGAAAGCUUCUAUAUGAUAAAAACACUUAUGUAGACCUCUUAAAGUUGAUGGUCUGUACUUUCUAGUUUACAUUACUUGCCUGCGAUCACGCAUUAUUCCUUAGGUUAUGGGAUGGUUUAUAUAAUAAUUUCAUCUGUC
Messenger RNA from Suillus discolor, 1956 nucleotides. RefSeq lists its product as uncharacterized. The record is from RefSeq and is a predicted model, not a curated record. NCBI's taxonomy places the organism in Eukaryota, Fungi, Basidiomycota, Agaricomycetes, Boletales, Suillaceae. The transcript has 3 exons. The coding region runs from base 413 to 1834 and encodes 473 amino acids.